GGAGCCUAUCUUGCGCAGAUUGGGUACUGUACAUGGCCAUUGAUGCUGCUGGAUAGAUGUAGCCCCUGAUGUAAAUAAGAAUGGCGAGGGCAGCGGGUCUAACAUGCCGCGUUAUCUCUGCUUGACAUCGGAACAUUUUAUGCCACCGUCGGGAUUUUUUUUUUUUAUAAAACGCGGGGUCCUUUUCUCGUUUUCAUCUGAAUCUGCCUUGACAGCUCGCCUGAUGGUUUUCAUUUGACACAAGAGCCAAAGCAGACGGGCGGCUUCUUCUAAUAAACACUCGGGAAAAACAGGUCAUUAUGACCUUAGUAUCCUCCAGUAAAAGAAAACCAUCGGAUUGCUUUUACGCGGCAGCUUUCUGCUUGCAUUUUUUGCUUUGGAUUUCGUGUGCCGUGUCCGGAGAGGAGGAUCAUCAGUUCAGCGUAGAGGGAUGGCUACAGAGGUAUGGCUACCUUCCCCGCACAGAACCGGGAAUGUCUGUCCUGCGCUCGGCACAAACCAUGCACUCAGCCAUCGCUGCCAUGCAGCGCGUCUACGGUCUCAAUGUCACAGGGACACUGGAUGAGAAAACCAAGGAUGAUAUCACGCUGAGUUGGAUGCAAAAGCCUCGCUGUGGCGUUCCGGACAAAUUUAAAAGUGCUUCGAGGUCACGGACGCGGAGAUACGCGCUGACAGGACAGAAGUGGCAGCGUACACACAUCACCUACAGCAUAAAAAAUGUCACGCCAAAGGUGGGCGCCCGGGAGACUCAUGAUGCCAUUCGGCGGGCGUUUGACGUGUGGCAGGGUGUGACUCCCUUACGCUUUGAGGCCGUUCCAUACAGUGCCCUGGAGACUGGCAGGCGUGACGUUGACAUCACCAUCAUCUUCGCUUCGGGUUUUCAUGGUGACAGCUCACCCUUCGACGGGGAGGGGGGAUUCCUCGCCCACGCCUAUUUCCCUGGUCCAGGCAUAGGAGGGGAUACACACUUUGACUCAGAUGAGCCCUGGACCCUGGGGAACCCCAACCAUGAUGGUAACGACCUGUUCUUGGUUGCGGUUCACGAGCUGGGACAUGCCCUCGGUCUGGAGCACUCUAACGACCCCACUGCUAUCAUGGCUCCUUUCUACCAGUACAUGGACACAGAGAACUUCAAACUACCUCACGAUGACCUACAGGGCAUCCAGAAAAUCUAUGGUCCACCAGACAGAGCGCCGCAGCCUACCAGGCCCCCACCCACGGUCCCUCCGCCUCGCUUCCACCCUCCCUCGGACCCCCGCAAGCAUGACCGCCACGCCAGACCCCACCGCCCUCCACAGGGGGCCAAGCCCUCCAACCCCAACGCCAAACCCAACAUCUGUGAUGGAGGCUUCAACACGUUGGCCAUCCUCCGCCAAGAGCUUUUUGUGUUCAAGGACCAGUGGUUCUGGAGGGUACGGGAUAACUCAGUAGUCCCUGGUUACCCAAUGCAGAUCAACUACUUCUGGAAAGGCUUGCCGCCUAAAAUUGAUGCCGUCUAUGAAAACAGUGAAGGGAAAUUUGUCUUUUUCAAAGGAAACCGUUUCUGGGUCUUCAAGGACACGACUCUCCAGCCUUCGUACCCUCAGGACAUCUCGCUGUUCGGGAGCGGCAUGCCCACUCAGAGUAUCGAGACAGCUGUGUGGUGGGAGGAUGUCGCCAAAACCUACUUCUUCAAAGGAGACAGAUACUGGAGGUACAAUGAGGAUAUGAGGACCAUGGACCCGGGUUAUCCCAAACCCAUCACCAUCUGGAAAGGCAUCCCUGACUCUCCACAGGGGGCUUUUGUGGACAAGGCCAACGGCUUUACCUACUUUUACAAGGGAAAGGAGUAUUGGAAGUUCAACAACCAGCUUCUUCGUGUGGAGCCUGGCUACCCAAGGUCCAUCCUGAGGGACUUCAUGGGUUGUGAUGGCCUCCCUGCAGACCCCGACUGGGACUGGAGCCCCCCGGUGGCAGAGGAGCGCCACUACGACAACGGUGACGUGGAUGUUGUCAUCAAACUGGACAGCGCGGGUGGCACGGAGAAAGCAGUGGCCAUCGCUAUCCCCUGUGUCUUGGCGCUGUGCAUGAUGGUCCUCCUCUACACUGUUUUCCAGUUCAGGAGGAAGAGCACGCAGCGCCACAUACUGUACUGCAAGCGCUCCAUGCAGGAGUGGGUCUGAGGGAUUGUAUAGAGAGGGAUGUGAAGCUCUGAUAAAGGUCUAGUUAGUGCUUGAGGCCCUAAGUACAGUAAUUGGAAGCACUGUAAAGGGUACAGUACAUAAGGAUUGCCAUGUUGGCAGAUUUUAAAACUGCUUGAACUCACAACGUGCAAGCUGCAAGGAAGCCGAACUCAACUGAAGACAGUGAGGGAGCCACAUCUCCUAUGUCCAGCUAAUAUGUAUGUAUCUGCUUUGACUUUUUUCUGUAACUUGGAAUGAACUCAAUUAAGUGAGACAGAGUUAAGCUUCUGUAAGUGGGACCUUUGUCUAUCCUCGUCUCUGCACGUCGCUUAAAAAGCCCCUAGCACUAACUUCAGUGGACAAAUUAGAUAUAGGCUUCUACUUUACUUUCAUUUCUUAAUUAAAUCGCCCUGAGCUGUGCUUUCUUUUUUUCUUUUUUUUUUGUAUUUAGGGUCCCUGUAAAAGAUUAUUCAUUGCGUGGAGGACUGAUACACAAACCAAAUAUGACCUUUUCUUCCAAAGAGGAUUACUGCUCGAUGUUGUUUUUGAUGGGAUAUUUUUCCUUCACGGAUCGAACAUUGUGGCAUCACACUCAGAUUUUCUUUUGCCAUUUCUAUUCAUAUCCACCCGUCUGCUCUGUAAUCUGUGGGGAUAGGAAGCAGCCGUUAGUAAGAGCUAGGAACUCAAGACUGUUGUGGCGGUCCAUCUCCAAAACAGGGGCCAAAAACCUCUCUGCAAUAUUUAUGAGACUGCCUUAAUCACAGAUUGCUUAAACUUCCUUUUCUUUCUCUCUCUGUCUCUCUGGUAGAUGGGUAUGAAUACAGACAGUGUAUGAAGGCAUUGAUUAGUGCCCAUAAUGCAACUUCAAAGCCAGUAGUUAAGGACAGUUUGAUCCACAGAGGGUCCAUCGCUCUUGAAAAUGUGCUAAGCCGUGCUAAAUACCUGAUGGCAAGUAGGCUAUCAGCUUUCAUUUACUGCCUCACCGGAGGGUAUGAGAGAGACAGCGAAGGUUAGUUGUGCGUGUGUGUGCGGUGAAGGGAGAAUAAUUACCCACACUCUAUGUGUACUGUACUGUAGUGUCAGUUAUUGAACAGUUAGCAUCCUGCUUCCCUUAUUUUCCUGCCAACUUUGAAAACUAACACUCCAAACAAAUGUCAGUCCAUAGAUUUUAAACAGCUUUACUAAUCCACUUUGUUUUUUUUUCAACUUUUUGUACAAGGUUUGUAAGUUCACGUAAUAUUUCACAUAGCACAGAACGGAGAGAAGGAGGGGAGAAAAGAGAAAGGAGGAAAAAAAAAAAACGAGAUGCACCCAUUUUUAAAAUGAGACACACAUUUCAUAAUAAAAGAAAAUCAUCUCUACAUAUCUAGAUAACAGCAGCCGGUGCUCUUGCUCAGUUGCUCCAUCUUUCCACCAAGUUGUUGCAAGUAGUUUUCGAGGAAAUGCAAAGAAAAACUAUUGUUGUGAAAAAAAAAAGAAGAAGAAGAAGAAAUCAUGUCUAAACAAUAAGGGGAAUUAAUCAGCACGAAUAAAGAAACUGCAUUCUGGUUGUCAGAAAAGUAGUUGAACUGGUUUUGCUGGUGUUCAAUAAAGGAACCAGGUCGUUUUAUGCACUGUAAUUGUAAUUAACCGCCAUACUAAAAACUACACUUAUGUUACAUUAAUAAAUUACUAAUAAAUGUUUAUGGAACUACUCUAACAUUGCUGGUAUUUACAGGCAUAUCGGAAAUCCAAAACCAGCAAAAUGAAGUCUGAUGACAAAUAUUUCACAUAUAUAUCAUGGUCUAUGAUGUUACAUAUAUAUAUAACAUCAUACAUACAGCAUAUGUGUUUUGAGACACUUUAAUCAGGUAAGUAUGAAACACAAAAAGAUGAAGAUCUGAUGUGAGAUGGAGCUGAACUGAGCAGAGGCUUUUUCUCUCCCCCACGUAUUGUAUUAUAAAUGCAAUGCACAGCCUGGAUCCUAACGAAAUAUAUUGUCUCGCAGUUGCCUUUGGUCGCCUGCCAUACAUGUAACAAUGUGGUUGUGUGGUGCAGCAUUUCUCAGAGUUUGCCAGAUGACCUGUCUGUGAGCACUCAUAACGCAACAUGUUUUAUAUUUGUGCUCACUGUUUUUGUUACUCUUUUACUUGAAAUGGUCAUCAACAUCAACCGUGCGAGGAUGUCUGACGUAAUCUUCCCUUGAUAUCGAGGCAACAGCGUUUUAUAACAUAUCAGAGAAGGAAUAUGAGAUUUUAAAAUAUACUUUAUCAUAAAAAGGAUACAUGGAUUGUACCAGGAUUGUUGGGUUGAACCGUGAUUAGAUGUUGUUUUCUCUCAUCGUCAUUUGUUAGGUGUAAAAACCUAAAAAGUAAAUAAGGGCAAUGCAUGCCAUUGUUAAACUUAAGAUGUCAUUUUGGACACUAUUGUACUAUUCAGUCUGUCCCUUUAUGGUUAAAUAAAGUGACUGAUCAGCAUUGCAGGUUUCUGCUUGGAUGCAUCGACAGAUCCAAACCUGUCGUCUUUCAAAAACCAUGUGAAAUUUCUCGCUUCCAGUCUGUUCACCUUGUUUCGAUCUUCGAGCGAUUGUCAAAAUGAGGAAGAAAAAUUGACAUCGACAUGUUUUAAAGAAAGGAACAUCUUUGCUUUCCUAAAGCAGUGCAUAUCAGUCCAUGUUGAUCCACGACCACUGUUAACGUAAGGCGGAAACAAAAACCUUUGGCUCAGUGUUGUGUGUGAUGUCUUCUCAGUUUGUGUGUUUGUGGUGAGGCUCUGAUGGCUCCAGCGAGUGUGAAUUAAAGACGGCCAGUGAGGCAAGUCGGUACUGUAUUUAUUGCCGUAUUUAUUCCUCUGUGCUCAGCACUUCAAAUCUUGCAUUGCAUUGUACUGAGGGCAAGAAUCUGUCAAUAAAGUGGGUUUGAAAUGCAAUGAUUUUUUUUUUUCUCUCACUGCUACCUAGUAAUCCUCCUUCUGUUACUGCCUCAACAGCAAACAAUUCAUCUUGUUUGAAUGUUUUUCCAUCACAGAGGUAAAUCACAAACUUUAAGAGGUGACACAUUUACAUCUGUCUUUUUGGUUGGACUUGAAAUAUCUGGUAUUUUAGAUGUGUCUCAAAGCUCUGACCUCUCCCUGUUUAUCUCCAGACUCUUAGGGGUUUUUUUUGGUGUUUGCCUUGAUACAUGCUGCUAAGCAUUAGGGCUAAUUUGGAGUGUCAUUAAAGGAAGUAGAUGUGGCUGAUUAGGCAGCAGUCAAUACACCAGAGAGGCAAGAGUGCGGAAGAACGAGGAGCAUUUUGCAAUCACUGCAGUCAAGAUCUUAUACACAGAUACAUGCAGCAUAUACUCCAAGGCAUAGUGUAUGAGAAGUAAACAUAAUAUGUACAUAAACACAGAGUGUAUACUGUGUGCUUGGGAGAAUUUUGU
Seriola dumerili (greater amberjack) is the source of this 5563-nucleotide messenger RNA. It is a transcript of the gene mmp16b, whose product is annotated as matrix metalloproteinase-16-like. Gene Ontology annotation, biological process: extracellular matrix organization; skeletal system development; collagen catabolic process. The coding region runs from base 300 to 2162 and encodes 620 amino acids. Gene Ontology annotation, cellular component: extracellular matrix. The transcript has 11 exons. Gene Ontology annotation, molecular function: metalloendopeptidase activity; zinc ion binding. NCBI's taxonomy places the organism in Eukaryota, Metazoa, Chordata, Actinopteri, Carangiformes, Carangidae. The record is from RefSeq and is a predicted model, not a curated record.